CCACUCUAGUAUCGAUUAUUGAAACAAAACACAUAUACGUGCAUCAUAAUAGUAGUCACUUGUUAUUAUUAUUGUAUAUUACAUUAUUAUAAAUUUUUAUAUGUAAAACAGUAUAAAUAAUUACAGUAAUGUUAAUUGUUAUAAUUAAUUUGUAGUGUAAUCGCGAAGUUAAAAAUUAAAUGUCAUUUAUUAAUUAAAUUUAAUUUGAUAUUCUCUGUUAUUUUAUUACGCUUCGGUAUGCAGUGAGUACAUAUUGCAUACAGCGCAAUUACAUUUUUAUAUGUAUUUGAAUUUUAACUGGUUCACGUGGUUAUGUGGAAUAUAAAAACACUUAAUUAUUUAUUUAUAACAAAAAAAUAUAGAUAAUUAUAAAUAAUGUGUCGGUUAAUAAUAAUUAUAUUAUUAGUUAGCGAAUGUAACAUUGGAAUUUGUAAAGAGGCAAUGCGCAGCUAUUGUGAAAUAGACUUAGGGGUGCCCUUGUUACAAUUUGACUUUAGAAAACUUUCUGAUACAAACCGUGAUUAUGUUCUUCAUCAUGAGAGUACUAAUGAAACGAUAAAAUUCCAAUUAUGCAAACCAUUAACGACGAAAUGUAAUGGAGUUGAUGUAGCAGGUUGUCUUCUUCGUGGGAAGGAAGAAAUAAUAUUAGGACGAGUACCUGAUGUUAAACAUGAAGACGGAAGAAUCUCUUUUAAUUAUAUAGGAGAACUCUGUGGUGAUAAAGUUUAUUAUACUUUCAAUGUGGUAAUGAUAUGUGAUUUCCAAGCUGAAAAUUCAUAUCCUGAACUUUUUCCUUAUGGUCAGAAGCAUUGCAACUUUUACGCUGAAUGGAAAACAAAAGUAGCUUGUGGCUACAAUUUUGAUGCCUCUAUACAUUCAGUUGAAUGCAAAGUUACUGAUAACAAUACCAAAAAUUCUUAUGAUCUAGGCAGCUUAAAAAAAACAUCAGACAAUUAUAUUAUUCCUAUAAAUGAAAAAUCUUCAAUAAUUUUAAAUAUUUGCCAUCCAGUAGUUUUUGGAAAUGGAGUUGUUUGUCCAUUAAACUCGGCAGUAUGUUUAAGAAAUAAUACGAAUUCAAUAACUUAUACAAAUAUUGGAGAUGUAGCAUCACCAGAAAUUGUAAAUGGUAGUCUUACCAUGACGUAUCGUACUGGUGCGCUGUGUUCACAAUCGAUACACAGUGAAACAACAAUUUCUUUUGUUUGUGAUUUCAAAGCUUACGAAACUCAACCAGCACUUGGACAAUUGACAGAUGAUUGUCAUUAUAAUAUUAUAUGGAAAACAAUUGCUGCCUGUGAUAAUAAAAAAGUUGAAGAAUACAAACGAAAGACAUCGGCCUCGUGUAAAUCUAUAAAUCCAAUCACUAAUUACGAGUAUAAUUUAGAUUCAUUGAAAGGUGAAGAUUACAUUGUUAAAUCUGACAGUGAUGAGUAUAAAUUUAGUGUAUGUGGUCCUUUGCUGACAAAUUUUUGUAAACAAGGAAAUGAUGACUCUGCAGGGGUUUGCUCAGCACAUAAUCGUGUAAUUGGAGGAAAAGCUAAUUCAAAAUUAAUUUCUGCACCUGGAGGCCUAUAUCUAAAUUAUACGGACGGUUCUUCAUGUCAAGGAAACAGAAGUCGUUUCACCAUAAUUGCAUUUCGGUGUUCACCAGAAGGAUCUGACAGCAUGCCUGUGAUAGUGGAAGAAAAAACUUGUCAUUUGAAAAUUCAGUGGAAUACAUCAUUGGCUUGUGAAAAAAAGAAUUUAUUUUUGAACGAUGGAGAAACACAAAUAAGAGAACCUACUAUUGAACAAAGUAUAAAUAAAAUAGAUCAAUCUGCAUCUUCAUUGUCAAAAAUUAUUACGGCAUCGACUGAUGACAAACAUGCUAAUGGGAAUUCUUAUGUUACAGCGAUAGUAAUUGUUUCUGUAUUGGUCGGCAGUAGUAUUUUUGUAGCAGUAUGCUUUUUAAAUUCAAAAGUACAAGACUGCGUGAAAUCUUGCUACCGCUGCCGAUUUUUAAAGAAGUCAGAUGUACGAAUGCGGUAUUCAAAGAUAAGUACAAGCUCUGAAGCAGAUGCAUUACUGGAUGGUCCAGAUACAAUGUGUCAAUCAGAUAGUGAUGAUGAUUUAUUAAGAUUAUAA
Molecule: messenger RNA, 2124 nt
Organism: Microplitis demolitor
Lineage: Eukaryota; Metazoa; Arthropoda; Insecta; Hymenoptera; Braconidae
Gene: Lerp
Product: cation-independent mannose-6-phosphate receptor
Exons: 11
Coding region: 376-2124 (582 amino acids)
Biological process (GO): lysosomal transport
Cellular component (GO): plasma membrane; late endosome; trans-Golgi network
Molecular function (GO): insulin-like growth factor binding; D-mannose binding; signaling receptor activity
Source: RefSeq, a predicted model, not a curated record